AUCUACUGAGCUCUCUUGAUUCGCUCCUGCAACCAGAACCUACUGAGGCAUCGUGCCCAUCGAAACUGUACAUACAGCAGUCCCCGGCACAAAAUCAACAUGGCAUUCCGCAGCACAGCAGAGGAAAUGGAGAGACUCCAGCUAUCAGAUGACGACACAGAGGAUCUUUGGAACUCUCCCUCAAAGCGUGGAGCACACAAGAAAUUCGACUCCCCACCCUCUGACAAAAAAAUCACACCGGAACCUCGAGCUUCCCAUGAUAGUGGGGAUCCUCUAUUCGAUCGCAAAGAAGCGCGAGAAGCCGCACUCCACACCGAAUUGCAGGGUGUGCGGAACAUCAACGAAGUUAUUGAAGGACUAUUGAGUAGCCUUGACUCUGCAAAAGGAAAUAUGGAGACGGUAUCGCGAACGGUCACCUCGGCAUCCACCCUCCUAAAUACUUGGACCCGCAUUCUCUCUCAAACCGAGCAUAACCAGCGAUUGAUCCUUAACCCCAAUUGGCAAGGUGCUACCCAGGAUGUUGCCGAUAUCGAAAACGAAGCGAUCCAAAGGCAGCAAGCAGCGGAGAGACGUGAACAGGCACUUCAACAACAAAGAGAGGCAGCAGCACGCAAAGCGCAGGAAAUGGAAUCGAGACGCACACAGGCUACAAGGGGCACUCGGGGCACUCGGGGAACCACCAGAGGUACAGUUCGAAGCACUGGCUUGGGCAGAACCCCGAGUGUCAGUAGUACAUCGCGAACGGCAACCCGAGGCUCCUCGGCAACCAGUCGGGCAGGCAGUGGGAUCGCGCGGGGAAGUGGAAUCUCACGCAACGAAUCUCCAGAUAUUGAGCGUGCUCUAUCUCCUCCAAAUGAUGGCUAUCGCGUGUCUCCAAACCUCCGCUCCCCGCGAGCUUCGCUCGAUGCACAUGUGAAUGUAUUCACCAGUCACAGUUACCCCGGCGCGGGCGUUGCGACUCCAGGGCCUUUUGAGACAAGUCUCCCCCUCCGAAUUGAGGUGGAGGCUAUGCUAGCCUAUUUACUUCUGCCCCCGGUCGGAGGUGUACUAUUGUUGCUUAUUGAGCACAACAGUGACUACGUGCGGUUCCAUGCUUGGCAGUCGAGCAUGUUAUUCGCUACCAUGUUUGUCGUUCACCUCCUCUUCUGCUGGUCCAGCUUCCUUUCAUGGACACUUCUCAUCAUCGACCUUCUACUCAUUGGCUUCCUCGGCAUGCAUGCCUAUCAAGACGUCGACACCUUGGACCACUUCGAGGUUCCUAUCUUUGGUCGACUGGCCAACUCUUUCGUUGAUGAUGAAUGA
Penicillium canescens is the source of this 1302-nucleotide messenger RNA. RefSeq lists its product as uncharacterized. NCBI's taxonomy places the organism in Eukaryota, Fungi, Ascomycota, Eurotiomycetes, Eurotiales, Aspergillaceae. The coding region runs from base 100 to 1302 and encodes 400 amino acids. Gene Ontology annotation, cellular component: DASH complex; mitotic spindle. The transcript is spliced from 6 exons. The record is from RefSeq and is a predicted model, not a curated record. Gene Ontology annotation, biological process: mitotic cell cycle.